CACCAGCCAAAAAAUCAAACAGCUGUGUUUGCAAUUGCACCAGCAGUAGAAGCUUCCAAAAAAAGGCACAAGUAUUUUUGCUCAAUACAUUUUCCAGUUCACCCAACUCAAUUCCUGUGAUUUCCCAGUAAUCUCUACACGUGACUCUUUAAAGAUAAUGACAAAACCAAAACCCAACAAAAAAUCUGCAUUUAAAUCUAACCCUUCUCUCUGCAUUUCAUCAAUAACCUUAUCAUUUUAUCAUAGCCGGCAGCCACCGAAAAACAAACACAAUGAAGCUGUUCUUGGUUCUUGUAGUUUCCAUCCUCCUCCUACAGGCUUUGGUGCAAGCUUCUGCAUUUAGCAAUAAUGCAAAUUCUCUGGCAAAUGUGGAUGAAGGAAGUGACAUGGUAGCUCUUAAUAAAAAGUAUCACAAGAAAAUCAAUUGCAAAUAUGCAUGCUCCAGGAGAUGCAGGAAGGCAUCAAGAAAGAAUGUUUGCCACAGAGCAUGCACGACUUGCUGCAAAAGAUGCCACUGCGUUCCACCGGGUACCUAUGGCCACAAGAGUGCCUGUCCUUGCUAUGCAAAACUCAAAACCCAUGGAAAUAAGCCCAAGUGCCCUUGAGCCUGAACUCAAGCCACAUUUACAUAUUGGUUUGGAUUAUGAUAUAAGACUUUUAAAUUUUAAUUGUUGUUGACUACUAUGUUUAAUAAGGUGGUAGGAAGGAUGAA
Durio zibethinus is the source of this 712-nucleotide messenger RNA. RefSeq names its product Gibberellin-regulated family protein. The record is from RefSeq and is a predicted model, not a curated record. NCBI's taxonomy places the organism in Eukaryota, Viridiplantae, Streptophyta, Magnoliopsida, Malvales, Malvaceae.